Messenger RNA from Mitosporidium daphniae, 1548 nucleotides. RefSeq lists its product as uncharacterized. The transcript has 2 exons. The record is from RefSeq and is a predicted model, not a curated record. Lineage: Eukaryota; Fungi; Microsporidia. The coding region runs from base 1 to 1548 and encodes 515 amino acids.
AUGAAGGAGUCGAUAACAAUAGAGGCGCAGCAAAUCCAAACACAAGAUCUUCUUUCUGACUUAGCUGCAAUGUGGCGACCACCUCUUUCUAUACAGAUGCCUACCGAAAUUGAAGAGCUACGAGGGACAGAUUUACACAUUCCAGAAAGUGCUCUUAAACUAGCAACACCAACCAAGGACCUGCGCUUGUUUGAUGAUCUCUUUUCGUUCCAUAUGGGAGGCGAUUUUGGGCAAGGAUUGGAAAUAAAUACUGUUUCUCCACAGACACUCUUCCAAUGCACCCCAAUGAAGCAAUUUGACGAGCCUCUUCUGGUGAAUCCAAAGCUUUCUCUUGAUAGGACGCUCUUUGGCGCUUCUUUUGAAAACGAUGAACAUCUGUCGAACGUAGAAAUUGUUCGAAAAUCCCAAAUACCUUCUUCACCGCUCAAUACCCUCGGGGAAGAAAUUAAAGAGCCAUUGCUUUUUGGAGAUGAUGGCCAACAAUUAGACUUUUUUCAUCCAGACAAAGAGAUUUCCUUUUCUCCCCUUCAGGCGGCUCAGUCAACCCCCAUAAAAGAAGUAUCCUUUACUUCUCAAGGUGAUCCUGCAGCUAUGUUUGCAGUGCCUAGUCCGAUCGAAGCCACUCGAAUUCUCGGAUCUCCAGAUGUAAUUUCAGAGAUUGCCAAGAUCCUUACCUUCGGUGGAUCCGUCGAUCCGUCAGACAUUUCUGAAUCUUCUGCUGAAAAUUCUGACGGGCGGAUCCGCAAGCGCCACAAGGGGAGUAAUGCCCCUUCAUCAACAUCAAAGACUACGUUUGGUAUUCCUUUGGGAGAGCGAAAAGCUCAUCUUCUGGUAAAUAUGGACCUAACUACGGAACUACCCUCCACAACUAUCCAACUGCAGUUAAAGGGGGCCAGUGAUACGCUCCGGAGUAUAGAAAGCUUGACCGUCGACCUUAUCCUUCCGAUUAAACAAGUAGAUUCAUUUUUAAGCGAGUUACUUGCUCUUGGAACGGGCUUCCACGACCAUCCUGAUAUUUCAAUGUUGGAUUUUGAAUCAAAAAUUUCUUGCAAGGCUAGUUCGCCAAAAAUCGACGCUUUUUCCACGCUGGCAGAUAAUGAAAUUCCUCAAAGGUCUUCUACUCCGAUUGGUUUGACCAACUUGGAUAUGAUUGAUGAUAUUUCAGAAGCUACCCAACGAGAACUACAUGUUGCUGAUUCUUCUCCAGCAGAAGACCCAAGCGAGGGUUUUUGUGCAGAGAUCCAAGAGAUAGGCAAUAUCUCAUCCCUGGAUCAAUUUGCAUCAAUCGUAAGCUCCAUAUCACCAGCUGCUGAAAAGCUUAAUCUCACACAAACUUUGCAAGGUGGCGACUCUUACUGUGAAAAGCUAGAACAGAUUUUGAAUAAUUUUUCCGGACCCUCUUUAUCUUUAAAUACAGUCCUUUCUGAACACUGCAGAACACGUAGAGACGUUGCCAUAAGCUUCUAUCAAGUGCUAAGAUUAACGUCUUUGGGCGCUAUCACAGCCCAACAGCAAAGACCAUAUGGAGAGAUUAUCCUCUCAAAGUAG